GCCUAUCAAUCUCUGAAUCCAGUAACUCUCUUCCCUUUGAAUGCGAGGUCGUUGGGUUACAUGAGAAGAUUGCGCAGCAAUAGAUUGGAUUAUGUAUAUAUAUUGACUGAUCGAAUCGACCAGUUAGUUUAGUCGUGGAAGAUGUUUCGUCCAUCAAGCUGAUUGGGCAUUUACUGUAUGAUUGAUUAGUUGAUUGCUGUUUUAUUGAUGGAUUAAGUUGCAGUUUGACAUCAAGCUAAUGAUGAUGCAUGCAUCGAGGUCCUAAAUGAGAGUUACUGCAGUAAUUAGCUGUGCAUAAGUUGUUUACGUCAUCAAGCCGAUGGUGUAUUGAUUUGUGCUGAUUGAUUAGUUUGUUUGUUCUUUGUUGAUGGAUUAACUUGUUUGUCGUUUUGUUGAUUGAUUAGUUCUCGGUUAGCUCACAGCCUUGACGAAUCAAUCCGACGGGAGUUUUUUAAUCGAUAUUUGUGGAGUUGAUUUAUCCUUCUGGAAAAGAUAGAUUUGGUGUAUAACUUACUGAGUAUAUGUGUGGAGUUGAUUAUCCUUCUGGAAAAGAUAGAUUUGGUGUAUAACUUACUGAGUAUAUUUGUGGAGUUGAUUAUCCUUCUCGCAAAGAUAGAUUUGGUGUAUAAAACUUACUGAGUAUUUCCGGCAGCUGGUUGGUGGGAACGAGAAGUAUGGCGGCGUUUCUUAGGAGGACGACAUCCGUGAUGUGGCGUUGGAGUCACAUCGCUGAUCUUGGUUAUAAUAAGACCACCUAAUUGUAAACCACGUAAGAACGAUUUCGGCUGUCGCGUAAGGAAUUACUGAUUGCUUACGCAAGUACUUUUAACUUGUGCGGGGCAAAGCGAAGCGUGGUGAUUGUUGGCGGAGUGGGGACUGAUAGACGAUUGUUGUAGUAAAGGGGUAGAGCUAUCGAUUGAUUGAGCGUGUUUUGUUUGGGAACUAGUAUAGACGAGGAGGUUCGAGAGAAAGAUUGCGGCAAGAGGAGAGAGAAAGGGUGGGUGAAAAGGACGGCAGUGGUGGUGAAGGGGGGGGAGCUACUCUGGAGGCAGAGGGCGCCAAAACGAAAACUACGGGUCUCGGCGCGCCGUCGACGACGAUCGCGAUCAGGCCGCCAAAGGACGACAGUUCGCGAUGGCGGGAAAGGACGAUGAACAAGCGAAUCACAAGAAAGAGCAUAAGGAAGAAGAUAAGGCCAUGCAUAAGAAGGGAGUGAUAGUGGUCAGGGGAGGAGGAAAUCAACAAGAAGAAGAAGAAGAAGAAGAAGCAGGUGAUGAAGAAGCAUCAGCAGCCAAAGAAGACGGAGAAGAAGAAGAAGAAGCAGAAGAAGCAGAAGAAGGAGAUGGAGCUAAACAACCCAGGAGUGCUCGCGCGCGAUGGCUGAUGGGUAUGGCUAUCGUAUUCGUCGUCUCUUCCAUCUGGGUUAUAUCGAGUUUCCUUGUGCAGUACAUAGAGGGCAGAGGCAUAAAGGCACUUAUGCUAACGUACGUCUGUAACUCAUUUUUCGUGAUCUUGAUACCGGUGGUGGAGGGAGGUCGCCUGCUGUCCACGAGGGGAUACGACAAGCGCUGGCUGAAGCGGACACGCGCGCGCCUGGUUCAGGUCAUGAGGACAAAGCGCGCCAACGAUGGGGACCUGAGAGGGCGCCUUUUCUUGUAUUCGACUCUAAAGCAGGUGGAGAAGGAGGCGGCGAUGGAAGCCGCGGCGUCGAGCCUGUCUUCUUCGCGCUCAUGCCACGUGGCAUUCUCUGCAUCGUCGCCGUCGAUUACGCGUCGUCCCGACCCCGUGGAGCGAAUCUUGCCGCUGAACUCUGGCCGCAAAGCUGAAGCGGGAGGAACAAGCAAGACGGGUGCCGACCGGGGGGGAGAUUCCGCUGCUGACUCACCGAUCCCCCCGGUCCCGCCCUCCUUCCCGCCUUCCUCUUCGCCCUUCGUCUCCGCUCCCCCUCUACAUAUCGGUGCGUCGGCGGAAGCGGGAGGAGUAGUAGUGGGUGGAGAAGUUGACGAUGGUUGUGGUGAAGGGGGUAGCUAUGGAAAGGAUAGAGGGGCGACGGACGUCGCGCGGCAGAUCCCCGACUAUGGUGGUGGUGGUGCCCGACGGGACGAGAUGGGUAAUGAUGAUUGCACUAAUUACGGCCGCGGAGAUGGCACGUCAGCAUGGGGUGCGGAGGUUCCUCUCCCUCUCGAGGAGAUCAUCCCACUUAGCCGCAUGGAAACUGCAAUGCGGGGAUUGGUGAUUUGCCCGUUUUGGUUCCUCUCUCAGCUAACCUUCAACCUGUCUUUGAACUACACGACUGUGACGGUAGUGAGGGAGGAAAUGCACGUGAACACCGCGACACAUAGCCUUGCCCGCUUCUAUCCCGACUGGAUUUACUCAUCCUCAACAGGUCUAUCUCCCUCUCUCCAGGAACAAUACGGGAGCGUAUUGCUGGACCGCGAAUGGGAGAGACGGGAGGAGGAGGUAGAUGGGCAUAGUAGGAGGAGAGUAGUCGAGGAAAGGGGGGCGGAAACUGUAGGCAAGGAGGCCACUUUAACAAAAAAUGGCCAAGAGGAGGAGGGCCACGGUAGAAGAGUCGAGUAUGGUAGAAGAAGAAGUGGUAAUCUGUCAACAACAAACAGCAAGGAGUAUGGGAGGGAGAAGGAGGGGGAGGGCGGAGCACGCAUUGCGCUUAAGAACAAAAUUGACAGUGUCGCUGAUUUCACCACGUUAACGAGAGAAUGGCUGACGUCGCCUGUCCUCCGACAGAACGAGAGCCACCGUCAUUCAUCUUUCUACAACUCGAGCUCGUCUUCGUCUUCUUCUUCUUCUUCUUCUCGUUCUUUUCUUCCGCCUCCUCCUCCUCCGUUGCUGCCAUCGACACCCUUGCUUUUGGGAGAGGGAGGGGAGACACUACAUGACGAAGGACAAUCGGGAUCCGGGCCGCCUGAUGAGGUGGGAAGACGCAGCGUGAACCGUGGGAUGGGCGUGAGACCGCAAUCAAUGGUUGGCGCAGCUGUUGUCGAAGAUGUGGGCAGCAGGCUUCCCUCUCACAACAGGAGCUGGAUCUCUGGCUAUGGUGGACAGGAAGGACAGAGUAGAGGACCCAUUUGGGAUUUUUUCUUUCGUGGAGACGGAAGGAGGGAAGGAGAGGAGGAGGGGGUUGUUUCCUCACGCUUGGAGGACGCGGCGCCAGGUAGCAAGGGAGGAGACAAGAAGCACCACUUGAGAGAGGAUGACGCGGAGAAGGCGCUGGACUUGAGGAGGGAGACGACCGAGGAGGAAGCGCCAGAGGUAGAAGGGCCGAUGAAGAGAAAGAAGAAGAAGAAGAAGAGAGACCGUGGUGGGGACGGGGAGGAGGAGGGAAUAGCCAGAGGUCGGACGACGAUGCCUGAUCGCAGGCUGUCUAGAGCAGCCAACACACGGGCACACAAGGGCUAUCAUCGUCGAGAUGGGAGGGCAGAAGAAGGAGAAAAAGAUCAUCAUGUCGUUGGCCAACGGAUCGAAUCCGCCAUUAUGGCGUCGAACGGAUUGACAGUCUUUGAUAAUAGGCUCACGAGAGCAGAACAAUCACAAUCAUCAUCAUCAUCAUCUCGGUCGAGCUUGGCCGUCUUUCAAGUCCGAGAUCUGCAGUUAAGCCCCCUUCUCAGAGCGGACACUGAACUCUUUGCUCGGUUGCAGGAGUGGCAACCAUCGCGAGUUUUCGUACUUAGUUUUUCCUCCGCUUCCGCUUCCUCCUCUUCUUCUUCUCCUCCAUUCGUCCCCUCCUCCUCCUCCUCUCGCUCCUCGAUGUUGUUAAGCUCCUUGAGAGGAAGGGUAUCAAUGGAAGGCGGAAUGCUGGAUGAUGUCUUCGCAUCUUCGCGCCUGCGAUACACGCUGGCUAUUCCGUCUUCACUUGCGGAAGGGAGAAGGAGGUGGUGGUGUAGAAGAGGAUGGGGGAGUAGGAUCCUACGGGAUCACCACGCGCAGGAGCUGGAAGGUCGCUGGAUGAUGAGAACACUAGCUCACGCUGACCUGUGGCGGGAAAUCGUUAGGAGGCAACUGCCUUUCGCCAUGGUGUUUGAGGAGGACGUGGUGUUUAGGAACGAGACGUUCAAGGACGCCUUGGAGAAAGCACUUGCCCAACUGAUUUUCCUCGAAAUGCAGGAAGCCGUUGUGAAGCGGCCAUCCUUUGAUAUCUGUUUGAUAGCAAGGCGAGCCCUUGCAGACUUCGGUGAGCCUAAGCUGACGGAGGACGUUGUGGAAGCUCGCGCUUCCAUCGGAGCCGGAGCCUAUAUCAUCUCCGCGGAAGGGGCAAGAAGGUUGUUACGACACGUAUCGAUCUAUGGGCCCAUUGACGAGGUGAUGUGGAAGGUUCCGGGGAUUAGAUGGAGAGCAAUGAAUAACGUCGAUUACGGGUGGGACGCCGUCACAAGAGCCGUGAUCAUCAACGAAUGGGAGCAAGUGUCGAGGAGGGUCACGAGAUCGAAUGCGAUCGGCGAGCUUCGCAGUGCGGCACGUGUCCUUGUCUUGGGAGGGAAGGAGGGGAGGAGGGGGAUGAAGAAGAAGGAGGAGCAGGAGUCGUGCGCAGGUGAGGUCGUAUCAGCUCGCACCCUCGCGAGGCGACCAACGCCAGAGAGAACGAACGUGUUGACGUCAACGAGAAGUCGAAUGAACGCCGAUGCAGCAACGGACGAAUUACAAGGAAGACACCAAGGAGGACGAGGAGGAGGAGGAGAAGGGCUAGAGAUGGAAGGAGGAGGAGGAGGAGGGGAACGGGAAUGGGGAGAGGGGGAAACGGCCGCCGCCAUGGCUGGUGGGAUUUCAAGUCGUAAUCAUGUCAAGAGGAAGAGGGCACGGUUGGUUGAAGAUGAUGAUGAUGAUGAUGGGGAACACCGAGGAGCGGUGGUGGUGGCUCUUUUUCCUACGAGGACAAACGAAUGGCCGGUGAUUGUUGUCAAUUUGGAGCGGUUGAAGGAACGAAUGACGAGAAUGGAGAUGCAGUUACGACGGCAAGGCUUCUCGCGUGCAGUUCGAGCGAUCGGCGUCUCGGCAACCGAUGAGGAGUUGCGGGUGUUCGGCAGCCAGGUGAGGAAGGAUCACGUAUCGAAGACGAGGGAUAGAUGGCAUUUACCCAAGAGGUUUUUGUCGAGAGGGGAGGUGGGUUGCGCUCUGUCGCACUACUUGGUGUGGCUGGAAGUUGUCUCGAACUCCUUACCUUUCGCCAUCAUCUUGGAAGAUGACGUGAUCUUCGCUUCCUCCUUCUCCCAUCGAUUCCCAACCGUGUUGGCGGAGCUGAACACCCUCCUCCUACGAGCUGGAGAUCCAAACGGCAACGGCAGACGACCAGCUUUCGACGUGUGCUUGCUUGGCCGCAAAUCUGUCGUAGAGAUGAAGUACGAAAAGCGGCAGCAAGCAAACACGAUCUUGAGUACAACGUCAAGUCUCUUCACUUUCCUGCUGUCGGUGAUUUUCCUCCGGGAGACUUUCACCUGUUACAAAUUACUCUGUGUCUUUCUCUGCAUGGUAGGGACAGUAGUAGUGAGUUUGACAGAUACUGAUUCCGCGGGAUCAGGGUCGGGACUGCAAGCGCAUGCACCUACCGGCGAACACUUGAUUGGUCGGUUCCAUGUCAGCCAACAUCUGAUUGGGGAUGCUCUCACUGUUUUUUCGGGUUUGAUUUACUCCAUCUAUGCUAGCCUUCUUAAGCAGUCGCUUCCCGAUGAGAGCCGUCCUCCUCCACAGGUUCAGUCUUAUCCUUCGUCUUCUGCAACCCUUGGCUAUGGUACUGGGAAAGAGAGAGAGAACGACAUUGAGAGGAAUGAAGGUACCAUGCUGAUUAAUGGAAAGAAGAGGUCUGUGAAGGUUGCGGAGGUAUUCGGUUACAUUGGUCUCUUCAACGUACUGCUGUUCUGCCCUGUCGUUCUGACUGCUCAUCUGCUCUUCGAACCGAUGUCAAUCACUUGGAGCCAGUUCUUACUCAUGUUUGCUAAAGCUGUCAUGGACCAGAAGUCCGGGGAAACGGACGAGGCCUAUCAGGCCCGGAUGCUGCUUCUUAUUACCGAAGCUAAGCAACGGUCGGAUGCAGUAGCAGCCGCAGCAAAGCAGAAGGCAAAGGACGUCGAGAAGGCACAUCUGUUGGCAAUUGAACAGCAGCGCGAGCACGACAAGGCAGCAGCAAAGGCUGCCGAUGAAGAACGAGUCCAACGUCACGAGAAGAUAUUCAGCGGAGAGCAAGCUUUGCUCACAAUGGCAGUGGAUUGGCGGGCUGAGGCCGAGAAUGGCAAGAUGGAAGACAGUGAAAACAAGAUCACUCUACUCCUCUCCCAUCUCACGGACCUCAUGGCCACAUGCAUUACACAGCAGGAGGACAUCCACAGCCUCGACGACGCGUUGACUCAAGUCCACAGCCGCCUCCGGCAGCUGGAGCAGCGACCUGUCGCCGCCCCUGAUGCCAACUCUUCCAACACCUCCGGUCGCCUCGAACGACGUGCAGUUACAGCAAACCAUGACGCAACAGUUGGAGCAGCAGAUCUGUACUGCCGCCAACCACUCGAGCUCGGAACCGCGCGAGACAGCUGCAAAGUUCGAUGGUCAGGAGAUCUUCUGCAACUCGACAAAAACAAGUCCGAUUUCAUGGUUCCGCAAGUUGGAGCUCACGUUACAGCUACACAACGUCAAAGAACACAAGCACCACGGGUACUUAUACUCCCGCUCGGGGGACGCGUGCCAAGCAUGGUUGGACAAUCUCUUGUCCAAUUGGGAGUGGUAGCUGCCGACUUGCAUACCAAGAUCCGCUGGGAUGAUCUAAAGGCGGCGUGGCAUAAGCGGUUCCAAGUAGAGUCGCCGGUGAUCAAGGCAAUGGACAAGCUGAUGGUCUUCGAACAAGGCACGCUGCCGAGUGUUGAUUGGAUUGUCGGGUACCAACGCUUGGCAUCCGUCCCAGACAUUCAAAUGGGCUUCAAAGCCAUCAAACACUACUUCAUCUCGAGGUCGUGUUUGGCGUUAGGGAAUGCCUUGACUCACGUCGAGGACACCCUGACGACACCGGCAAAACUCUUCGACAAGGCCCCGCAGAUUAUUGUCACGAACAAGGAGGCCAAGAAUCUCCCUCGAGAUGGCUAUGGCGGGAUCUUUGUCACGUUGUUUGGCGAAGGAGGAGCGGGAGGAGGGGUGGGAAAAGGAGUGGGAAAAGGGGUGGGAGGAGGUGCGGGAAAAGGGAAGGGGUGGAGGAGGCACGAGAGGAGUGGGAGAAGGUUUGGGAGGAGGAGCGGCAGGGGAAAAGAGGAGGGGGUUAGGAGUGGCAGAAGGAGCACGAGGGGAAAUCGGGAGCGGUGGAGGAGGCGCGGGAGGAGUGGGAGGAGGAGCGAGAGGAUUGUGAGAAGGAGCGGGAGGAGGAGCGGGAGGGGAAACGGGGAGGGGGUUAACGAACGUGCGGGAGGCGGAGGAGCGGGAGGAGCGGGCGGAGGUAGAGGUGGAGGAGGAGAAGCGGGAGGAGCGGGUGGAGGAACGGGAGAAGGAGUGGGAGGAGGAACGGGGAAAGAGCAAGAGAAGCAGCGGGAGGAGCAUGGGGCUAUGGCGGGAUCGUUUUCACGUUGUUUGGCGGAGGAGGAGCGGGAGGAGGAGGAGGAGGAGUGGGAGAAGGAGCGGGAGCGGGGCUAUGGCGCCGGAGGAGCGGGAGGAGCGGGAGGAGGAACGACGGGAAGAGCAGGAGAAGCAGCGAGAGGAGCAGGAGGAGCGGGAGGAGCAGUAGGAGGGGGAGAGGGAGGAGGAGUGGGAGCAAGGCUAUGGCGGGAUCUUUGUCACGUUGUUUGGAGGUGGAGGAGUGGGAGGGGCGGGAGGAGGAGCGGGAGGAGGAGUGGGAGAAGGAGCGGGAGAAGGAACGGGAGAGGAAAUUGGAAGGGGCGGAGGAGGCGCGGGAGGACUGGAAAGAGGAGCGGGAGGAGGAGCGGCAGGGGAAACGGGGAGGGGGUUAGGAGCGGGAGGAGCACGGGGGGAAACGGAAAGGGGUGGAGGAGGCCCUGGAGGAGGAGCGGGAGGAGCGGAAGGAGCGGGAACGGGGCUAUGGCGCGAGAGGAGGAGCGGGAGAAGGAGUGGGAGGAGGAACGGCGGGAAGAGCAGGAGAAGCAGCGGGAGAAGGAGCAGGAGGACUGGGAGCAGCAGGAGGGGGAGCGGGAGAAGGAGAGGGAGGAGGAGAGGGAGGAGGAGCGGGAGGAGGAGUGGGAGCGGGGCUAUGGCGGAAUCUUUGUCACGUUGUUUGGAAGAGGAGGAGCGGGAGGAGUGGGAGGAGCGGGAGAAGGAGCGGGAGGAGGAGUGGGAGAAGGAGCGGGAGGAGUGGGAGGGGAAACGGUAAGGGGCGGAGGAGGCGCAGGACUGGAAGGAGGAGCGGGAGGAGAAGCAGCAGGGGAAACGGGGAGGGGGUUAGGAGCGGGAGGACCGCGAGGGGAAACGGGAAGGGGCGGAGGAAGCCCCGGAGGAGCGGAAGGGUUGAAAGGGGUGGGGGAGGGAGAGGUGGACAUUGAUUGAUUGAUUGAUUGAUUGAUCGAUCAAAAAAAAAAAAAAAAGAUCGCCCCGAUCUCCUUUUUUUUUUCAAUCAAUCAAUCAAUCAAUC
Messenger RNA from Chara braunii, 8566 nucleotides. The record is from the annotation of a GenBank genome assembly. NCBI's taxonomy places the organism in Eukaryota, Viridiplantae, Streptophyta, Charophyceae, Charales, Characeae.